CAUCCUGGACAUUUACUUUCAGUUGGUCCAAACCACUUAUUUAUUACCUUAAUUAGGUAUGUUUAUCGGACACUUUACUAUAGCUUUUAAUUGGUGGAUUAGUUUGCUAAACUUGUUGGAAUUGGUGCCCUGAUUGGAUGAGACCCUUAAUAUGCAAAGUGUCACACCCAUCUUAAAUGAUCUUACUACCCUAAGUAAUUCAGUUGUAAUUUGGGAUCCAGUGCAGACAACUCAAGACAUCUUUAUUACAUGGAACCCUGUUAUUUUGUCCAGCUUCAGUUCCUCUUUGAUCUCAGGUGAACGAAGCAGAUAUCGACAGCGAUUCAUCUAGUGAUAUGUUGUUAUCCCAGAUUUCUUCUAACCCUCGAUAUGGAGGUGGACGUGGUGCAGGAGGGGGACGCGGUGCAGGAGGGGGACGCGGUGCAGGAGGCGGACGCGGUGCAGGAGGCGGACGCGGUGCAAGAGGCGGACUCUGUGCUAGAUUCAACGAAGCAGAUAUCGACAGCGAUGCAUCUAGUGAUAUGUUGCUAUCCCAGAUUCCUUCUAACCCUCGAUAUGGAGGUGGACGCGAUGCAGGAGGCAGACGUGGUGCAAGAGGCGGACUCUGUGCUAGAAGGUGGUAGACGUGGUUUUACGAGAGGGGAUCAAGAUGUACAUACCUUGGAAUAUGAGGUAAACAAAGUGGACAGUGAUUCAUCUGGCCAUAGUUCUGUAUCCCCAACUGCUAACCCUCGUCAUCGGCAUGGUGCCGUAGGUGGACGCAGUGCAAGAGGUGGACGCGAUGGAAGGGCUGAGGGAAGUGCAAGAGCUGGAGGUGGUGCAAGAGCUGAACGCGGUGCAAUUGGUGAACGUGGUGCCAGAAUGAAUCAACAUCUGGAUGCAGAUUGGGAACCCGAUAACUGGGAACUGUUAGAUAUCCUAUUCACUAACGUUCCUGGGCCAACAAAUGCGUAGUGAUGAGCCCAUCGAAUUCUUUGAACUUUUUUUGA
This is a messenger RNA of Anneissia japonica, 989 nucleotides long. RefSeq lists its product as uncharacterized. The transcript has 5 exons. Lineage: Eukaryota; Metazoa; Echinodermata; Crinoidea; Comatulida; Comatulidae. Bases 370 to 954 code for a protein of 194 amino acids. The record is from RefSeq and is a predicted model, not a curated record.